Messenger RNA from Pyrenophora tritici-repentis Pt-1C-BFP, 303 nucleotides. RefSeq lists its product as uncharacterized. The record is from RefSeq and is a predicted model, not a curated record. NCBI's taxonomy places the organism in Eukaryota, Fungi, Ascomycota, Dothideomycetes, Pleosporales, Pleosporaceae.
AUGUCAACAUCCGCCGGCGGUUCACUCGUCAUCAUCACCUGCAAAGAACCUAAACCCGAACUCGACCUAUCCCCCCUCUUCAACCUCAACCCAGACAACACGUCCGUCAUCCCGACCCCCGGCGGUCGCACUGAAGGCACUGUCGGUAGUAUAUAUCAGGCUGACCAGACGAAACGUAUUGCUAUGAUUGCUGUUAUUCAGCAUGCCGGUGGGUUGUCUUUCCCAUCUCCUACCUAUCCCGUUUCUACUCCCUUCCUUCCGUCCACUGCCAAGAAGAUCAUGAGCGCAGUGGAUGGGAAUUGA